Molecule: messenger RNA, 414 nt
Organism: Dermacentor andersoni
Lineage: Eukaryota; Metazoa; Arthropoda; Arachnida; Ixodida; Ixodidae
Source: RefSeq, a predicted model, not a curated record
AUGACGAGAGGGGGGAGGGGAGUGCUCAAGGAUGCUGAGCGCAGAGGAGGAGAUGCGACCCUUCGCAAAGUUGUGGACAGCGGCUUUGGAGUCGCUGAAUAUGAUACGGGCCGGGGUAGUGGCAAUGGCGAGCGCAAUAGCUGCUUCCUCGGCGGCAGUGGAGGUGGGGGCAGGUAUAGUGGCAACGGUCAGGGGAGCAAGUGUAUGGGAAGUGGUGGCAAGGGCGCGAGCAAGGCGGAGUCGCAGCGAGCGGUUGUGUUUCUGGGAAAGCCAACGGCGGUGCAGGGAGUGAUACGCCUCCCAGAGGUGCAGGAGGCGACUAUCAGCCGUGUAGGAGUGAGGAGGGGUGGGGACGGUGGAGGUGACAGAGGAAACAUCCUGAAGCAAGGUGGUGGUCCACUGAGAAAGGUCUGA